GACGCCAAGACUCCGAGUCCGGCACAAUCUGGAAGGGACGGGCGCCGGAGACCACAUCACCAUGCCCGAGGGAGCCCGCAGGGGCAGCACCAAGAGAGGCGGCAAGGCAGCAGCACCCCGGCCCUCGUCCGUCUCCUCGCUGAGCGCUCUCGGCUCCGGCAUGGCUUCGGACCCCAUCCUGGGCAGCUGCACCUCAGUCAACACCGUGUGCUCGGAUAGCGACCGCCCCGUCAGCCUCAGCUCCUCGGCGUCGUCCGCCUCUCUGCCGGACAGCCAGAGCGCCUUCGGCAGCAGCGGGGGGCUGGGCGGCUGCCCCCCGCCUUACCCGCAGCACCGAAACGGCAGCGACAUCAGCCUGGACCUCACGCCGGUGGCUCUGCUGGACAGGCCCGGGGAAGCCCAGGCGGGACCGAGUUGGUCGCCGAGUCUGGGAAGGGCCAGAGAGCGCCGGAUGAAGCUGUCUCACCUGGACCGGGUGGUGAUGGAGAUCGUGGAGACGGAGCAGUCCUACGUCCGGGACCUCAGGAGCAUCGUGGAGGACUACCUGGGCUGCAUCAUCGACUGUGGACACCUGCCGCUCAAACCAGAACAAGUCAGUGCCUUGUUUUGCAACAUUGAAGAUAUCUACGAGUUCAACAGCGAACUUCUGGAGGACAUGGAGCGAAACACCAGCGCCGAGGCUGUCGCAGAGUGCUUUGUUCAAAGGAGUGAAGAGUUCGAUAUCUACACCUUGUACUGCAUGAACUACCCCAACUCAGUCUCGGUGCUGCGGGAAUGCAUGGAGAACGACUCCCUGGCCAAGUUCUUCCGCGAGAGGCAAGCCACUCUGUCACAUUUGCUGCCCCUGGAGACGUAUCUCUUGAAGCCCGUCCAACGGAUCCUGAAAUACCAUUUGCUGCUGCAGGAACUGGCAAAGCAUUACGACAAGAGCAGUCCCGGCUACGAUGCCGUGGAAGAGGCGAGCAUCACCAUGACGGCCGUGGCUUGGUACAUCAACGACAUGAAGCGCAAGCAGGAGCACGCCACCCGGCUGCAGGAGAUCCAGAGGCAGCUGGUUGGCUGGACAGGCCCAGAGCUGGGGGCUUUUGGGGAGCUGGUCCUGGAGGGGCAGUUCCGGGUGCCGCGGGCACGCAAGGACAGGGUCUUCUUCCUCCUCAGCAAGGUGAUCCUAAUCGCCAAGCGCCGCGGAGAAGCCUUCGUCUACAAGAGCCACAUCUUUUGCUGCAACCUGGCCCUGCAGGAGAACACGAAGGACCCCAUGAGCUUCAAAAUCUCCGACCUCUCCAUCCCCAAACAGCAGCACGUGGUCCAGGUGAGGAACCAGGAAGAAAAACGUCUGUGGAUCCAUUAUCUGAAGAGGUUAAUCGUGGAGAAUCACCCGGCAUCCAUCCCUCAGAAGGCUAAGCAAGUCCUGUUAGAGAACAGCUUCCAGGGUUCCCCGGAGGUUUUCUACAGCCCAGGGGCUCCCAAGAAGACCUCGCCUUCUACGCGGGUUGAUGAGUCCGUGGCGUGCAGCCGAAGCCGGCGCCAAUCGGACCCACCGGAGUUCAUGUACAGCCCCGAACGAGCGCGGCGGAGCUGCCCCACCUUGCAGCUGGAGAAAAGUGGGUCCUAUCGCCGCAGCCGCAGGCAGUCUGACGUGGCCAAGAUGAAGCACGCCGACAGCGACGGAGAGCUCUUCCCGGCCGCCGAGCCCCUCCAGCCGCCUGGCCCCCCCUGCCCGGUGACGUCCGGCGGGGCGGAGGUGGACGCAGAGGAGUCCGACCAGGACGAAGGGGAGGCCGAGUUCUCUCUGGCCGGGGAGCCGGUCCCCGCCAAUUUGUCCAUCACGGAGGAGAUCCUGGAACUGCUCAGCCAACGGGGACUGGAUGGAGAGUCGGGAAGGGACGGGCCGAUUUUGGGAGAAGAGAGGCCGGAGGACCAUCUCCUGAGAAGCGAUACGUUGGAGGAGCUGGAGGAGAAGGCGGAAGAGGAGGCGGUGGAAGAACGCGGAUCGGAGGGGGAAGAGGCCCCCCAGAGAGACCCGGUCCAGGAACAGCCGCCUCCGAUGCCUCGUCAUCCCUUCACCAGCGACUCCUCGGAAGAAGAGGAGCAGCAGCGGGAGGAGUCCGCCGGCCCGUCUCCUCUCCACGUCCUGGAGGACUUGGCCUCGGAGGACGCCCGCAGGAACCCAGGAGAGGGUGGCAGCGCUGCCUGCGUGGGGCAGGCGGCGGCGGGUGGGAGGAGAAGCCCGACCCCCGAGGAUCCUGGCCAAUCGAAGCAGCCGGCCCCAUGCGCCCAAAGCUCGCUGGGCCGAGACCAGAAGGCGGACUCCACCUUGACGAAGGACGACUGGAUGCUGAUUGAGAAAAUCAAGAGCUACUACGAUGGGACAGAGUCUACAAAUAAGGGUCCGGGUCCGUGCAAGAUGGAGGGCGCCCCUCCGGUGCCCGCCGGCGUGGUGCGAGAGUCCGUCCUCCGCUUCAACAGCAUCUUGCGGCAGAACGAUGCCCGGGACUCGGAAGUGGGCGGGGGCAAGCUGGGGAAGCCCCGCCCACAACCGGGCGCUGGUGGCCACGGGAGUCCCGGUAGGAGCAGGAGCCGGUCGUGUAACGCCCAGCCGCCUUUCGGCCGCGAGGAUCCCGGCGAGGGGCGGAGCCAGCUGCCCGCAAGCCCCGAACAUUCCAAGAGGGGGAGGAGCCGCUCGGACGGCGGCCAAUCGCCAGGCGGCUCCGAAGAUUCCACCGGUGGCGAGGCCCAAUCGGCCUUCUGUGGGGAUUCUGAGAAGAGGCGGGGUCUAUCUGGUAGAACCCAGUUGGGCGCCGCCCAUAACGUUUCUGGAAGUGGGUGUGGCUUGGAGGAGGAGGAGGGGGAGGAGCUGCCUACAGGGCCCGAGUUCAAAUCCUGUGCGGAGAUCCGGAGGGCUUGGCAGGAGAAGGAGCGGAGCUCUCUGGGCACCCCCAAGAAAGGGGGCAAGGGGGCAGGCAGGGGAUUGCCCUCCUCCCUGGAGGCGCCGGUUUACACCGAACCCUUGUGCAUCGUGGAGGAUUCGGACUUGGAGGAACCGCACUCGGUUCCGAGCAGAGAUCCGGAGGAGGAAGCCCCGGGCCUGGGGGCGAAGGAGAGGCAGGCAGCUUUUGCGGGCGAUGGAUCUCGGGGUUACCUGCCCUCCCUGGACCUCUACGAGAGCAACGGGGACCCGUGUCUGCUGGAGAACUCGGAGCGCAUCAUCAGCAAGGUGUGGGCCUUGGCGAAAAUGUACAGCGAGAAAAUCAGCCGCCUGAAAGCUCAGGGCCGGGGGCUGGAGAGGCCUCGGGCCCCCCACCGGAGGACCCUCGGCAGGAGCCUGGCCGGGGUGCAGGAAGGGAAGCAAGGAGCCGCCAUCCCGCACUGUGAGCCACGAAUCUACGGCCACAUCCUCAUCCACGAGCCCCUGCAGCACGUGGUCCAAGUCCAGGAGAACACGACGCUCGCUGCCGCCACCCGGGGGACGGCCCUGGAGCUGCGUGCCGAGAAGCCCCGCCCGCUUCUCCCCCCAGAACUCCUGGCUCCGCUGCGGCAGGAACUUCUGUGCCCCGCACCCCAACCUUCGUGCGUCGGGUCUGACGCCUCGGCACCCGCCGGUAGGGAGGAGAUCCCAGAAGGCAAGCAAAGCAGAGGAGGACCAGGAAGCCCCAGACACUCCCUGUCACCCGGCCCUGCUGUGGAUCACCUUGCCAAAGAGGGGUGCAAAUUGGGGGGUUCUCCUCUGCACCCCAAAUCCGUAACCGAGAGAACGCUUGGAGCCACGAGCGCAGAGAAAACCACGUCUGCAUCUGAGCUGGCCGGGGACAUGAAAGAUGUCUUACCAGGCUCUGUAGAGGAACCGAAGGCCAGUUUGCCCAGUUCUCCAGCUGCUCCCCCAGCAGAGCAGGCCUCCCCCCAAAACCAGGAAGGAGGCCUCUCCCAUACAAGCUCUGGGCUGCAGCUGUCGGCAGCCGGCAUUUCAACAGGGAGAGGCCCAGCACCUUUCACGGAGAACGAUAAAGUCGGUACAGAGCUGGCAGCGUCAAGCAACGAAUCCUUCAAAACGCUGCCUGGGGUCCACGGAAGUGUGGCCCUGGAUUCCACCCCAAAGGCCACGGCGCUCCUCCCGUUGGCUUCCUCCGGCCCCGCAGAGGCGCCGAUGCCCCGCAGCAUGGAGAAUUGCCCCGUCCAAGAACCCCCUUCCCCAACACGGCCCGGUUUCCAGGCGGCAACAGAGCCUCCGGUCUCCGCCCGGCAGCGGCAGCAGCGCACGCCGCCACCGCUCCCGAAGCUUCUCCCCGCCUCUCCGGUCCGCAGGUGCCUCUCCUCGAGUGCGGCGGCCAUUUCCAGGUACAUCGCAGCCUCCUGCAUCAGCCAGAGCCUGGCCCGCAAAAACGGCGGCCCUCCUCACGAGGAGAUGCAGGUGCCGUUCCUGCCGACCGCCUCUGGACCAACCCUCCCGAGACCCCUGGCAAACCCUUUGGCUCUGCUCCCCAAGGGGGCGCCCAGGGCACACGCCAUCCUGGGGAAGCCAGAGGGCUUGUUUCCGAGAGACGUGCCGCCGGCCAAUUCCCGCUGCUUCGGGCCCCUCUCUCCUCCCCGCCGCCGAGCCUUGUCAGCAGCAGCCCAGGCCUUCGAGAACGGCGUCCCCUUCUCCUCCGCCUCUGAGCCCAACUCCAGGGUGCAGUCGCCCUGCCCUGUAAAGCCCAGAGUCUGCUCCCCGCCUCCAAGCGGGCUCCGGGCCUGCAGCUUUGCCCCCUUGUGCGCCCACCCUCCCGGGCAGCCGCCCGCCCACAUCGCCUCCCCGGUGCCGUUGGUGCCGGACUCUGCCACGGGGCCGACCGCGUCGCCUCCUUUGAGACCGCGGGGAAACAGCCUCCCCAGUGGCGGGCUGGCUGAGAGCCUGGCCGUAAAUGGGGACCAGGUAGGCUCCUCCGGGUCCCACGAAAUUGGCAGCAUCAAGUGGCCCAACGUGCCAGGCCUGUGCCUGAAGUACGUGAGCAGGGAGUGCCGGCCGAGCUCCCAGAGGAGACCGCUCGAGGGGGAGGGCUGCCCCGAAUCGGACUCCCCCAUGAGCGCGGACCCGGCGCAGCUCUCCGAGAGGGGCCACCAGAGGGCCAGUUACUCGACGACGGUGAAUAUCCAGAUUGGUGGCAGCGGUAGGAUCGCCUCCUUCAGCAACGCCCAGGUCAGCCUCACCCACCCGCUGCUGCCCACCCCGGAGCAGCCGAGCGCCAGGAAGGUCAACGGCAGUGCCUUAGAGGGGGGGCCCAAAACGUGAACUUU
Messenger RNA from Lacerta agilis (Sand lizard), 5271 nucleotides. RefSeq names its product pleckstrin homology and RhoGEF domain containing G2 (gene PLEKHG2). The record is from RefSeq and is a predicted model, not a curated record. The transcript is spliced from 19 exons. The coding region runs from base 62 to 5266 and encodes 1734 amino acids. Gene Ontology annotation, molecular function: guanyl-nucleotide exchange factor activity. NCBI's taxonomy places the organism in Eukaryota, Metazoa, Chordata, Lepidosauria, Squamata, Lacertidae.